Molecule: messenger RNA, 3846 nt
Organism: Anopheles cruzii
Lineage: Eukaryota; Metazoa; Arthropoda; Insecta; Diptera; Culicidae
Product: eukaryotic translation initiation factor 2-alpha kinase-like
Exons: 3
Coding region: 1-3573 (1190 amino acids)
Biological process (GO): protein phosphorylation
Molecular function (GO): protein kinase activity; protein binding; ATP binding
Source: RefSeq, a predicted model, not a curated record
AUGUCGACGUGCUCUGUUUUGAUUCGCCGUGCCUCCGUGUUCUUCUGGGCUGCCGUCCUGUUGACCGCGUCCUUCACGGUGACCACUGGAGUCGCUGGAACCCCGUCCCCGACCGAUGAUGGUGCGGCCCCAGUGGAGCAGCUUCCGUACUGCGACGAAGAUGUAGCCCGCCAGCGUGACCUUAGCGAUGGAUUGGUGUUCGUAACCACACUGGACGGUAAACUGUCGGCACUGGACAUGCUCAAUGGGGGCACUGAACGCUGGAGCAUUCAGACCGGCCCCGGGCCGCUGCUUUCCUCCAGCAUUCACCGUCUAGAGCUGACUAACAAUGGCCGAUGGGUCCGCAUGAUCCCGUCGCUUGGUGGCAGCCUGUACAAGUUCGACGGUGAUUCCAUCGAACCGAUACCGUUCACUGCGGAGGAUAUGCUGAAAUCUUCGUUCAAGUUCUCCGACGAUCUCGUCAUUUCCGGUGGCAAAGAAACGCGCUCUUACGGCGUUUCGCUGCAAACGGGCCAGCUCCUGUACCUUUGCACGAUGCAUGGGUGUAAAAAUGCAACCGAACUAGCGACGGAGCGUACGGGCGAAGCAAAGUACGGUCCACCAGGGCGAGACGAUGGCACGAUCGAUGGCACGGUAGAGGAUGAUGUGAUCAUUAUCCGGCGGCAAACACAGACGGUCCGGGCAGUAGAAGCUCGCACCGGUAGCGAACGCUGGAACUUUAGCAUCGGACACCACGAACUGGAACGGACGAGAAGCGAAGAGUGUCGCGGAGGUCGGGAACGGAGCGAGGCAAAUCCGAUCGCACUUGAUCUCGAACUCAAGGUAAUCAUUCCCGAGGGUGUAAUUUGUGCGAUACGGAAAAGCGCCCCGGGAGAGAUUGUCUGGAGGCACAAGUUCGAAGUGCCGAUCGUGAGCGCUUGGCGAUCGUCGGACAAAUCGGACGGACUGUUGGAAGGUGUGGAUCUGUUCGAUCGUACCGAUUGGCUGUGGAAUGGAAACGUGGGCGAAAGUGGUGUCGAUGGAAGCGAAGGUGAUAAUAAAGUGCCUCCGCUGGUUAACCCAUCGCUGUACAUCGGAAUGCACGACAAACAGCUUUACAUUCAGGAGUCGAGUGCACUGCUGGCGGAGCGCGAAGGCAAGACCCAAGAGUUGGCGCUACUGACGGACGGAGACGGCCAGCUCCCGGCAAUUCCGUGGAAACCCUUACCGGCCAGCCCUGCAGUGGCGGGUUUAUUGACCGGCGAGGAAAAGGACUUGGCCCUCGGAACACCAUCAUCGGCACCAGGGGAUGAUAACGGGGAAUCAACGGCCAUUGCCCGAUCCGUCCUUUACGCAUCGAGCUACAUUAAUGGAAAUGGAUUUUUCUUGGUUUUCGAUGAUCCCACUUCGGGUGAUCAGCGGUGUGAGCACGACGGGGACGAUCACUCGAAAGACAACAGUUCAAGCUUUCCGCCGAGGGGCGAAGAAGACGACCUCGACGCGAUGUUCGAAGCACCAGUGAAGGUGAUCAUCAUUUCCAUGUGGUUCUGGUGGAAGGAAAUACUGAUCAUCUCCGUGACUACUGCACUUCUGUUUAACAUGGUGCUAAAACUGCGGAUCGAAAAGCCCCCGGCUAUGGUGGUGGUCGAGCGAAAGAUUGAGGUACCAAUUUCGAUGGCCGUCGAAGCGCGCGAAGAGUUUCCACUGCCCGCCAUACGCAUGUCUUCGACACGCAGCCUUUCAGAAUCGAGCUCACAGGGAGCGGUCGCCCUGCCGGAAAACUACACUUCGCGGUUUCGAGAAGAUUUCGAUCUCGUCCAGUGUCUCGGCAAAGGUGGCUUCGGAGUAGUAUUUGAGGUGCGCAACAAGCUGGACGAUUGUCGGUACGCGAUCAAACGUGUCGUGCUGCCAAACAAACCGGAAUCGAAGGAUCGUGUGAUGCGCGAGGUGAAAACGUUGGCGCACAGUGAGCAUCAGAAUAUUGUCCGCUACUUUCAUGCGUGGAUCGAAACACCGCCUCCCGGCUGGCAGGAGCGACACGAUCGCGAGUGGAUCGAGCGGAACUGUCUGUCGACGUCGAUCGACAUUGAAACGCCGACCGAUACACAACCUCCUGCAGCAGCCUUAGCAACAUCAGCAUCGCUUUCAACACCAUUGGUUGGUGUAAAUAAGGGCCCUCUUUCCUCUGCUGUUCACCCGCACAUUUGGAUGCCCCACUUUCCGGAAGCGAAUGGGUCCAUCACGAGCGGCGAAAGGCAUUUGGAACAGAGUGAGAGCUGCUCGUUCAUCGAGUUCCGGGCAGAUGCAGUACAAUCAUCUGCCGGAUCCCAGCAACCAUCAGGUCCGCUGAAUGAUGAGACAUCAGAAUCCUCCCAGUCGGAGCAUGAGCCAUCGGAGAGUGCCAAAUCGUCCGGAGUAAGCUGCGCCAAACGCUGGGAUCGAACUGAUGAAAACGAUGAUUCGUUCGAUAUUGUGUUUAAAGAACCCUCUUGCAAUGGCACCGCCAACGGGGUCCAUAAUUCUGUUUCGAUUGAUGUUUCCGCUUCUCUUCCACCGCCACCGCCUCCGAACGGGGACGGUCCUCCGUUCGGUACUCGAAAUCCAUUCCGCAAAACACACCGACGGCCGCUUUCACUUGAUCUCACGAGCACGGGAAACGUCCGCAAAAGGCCAACGACGAAUGAGGAGUCCCGCCCAGAGAGCAACACCGCCUCGAAGCCGCCUUCCUAUGCGUCCUCUUCUCUCGUGCCACAAAGCAACAAGAUAUAUCUCUACAUUCAGAUGCAAUUGUGUCACAAGCAGUCGCUCAAGGAGUGGCUCAGUCUGAACGGAUUCCCAGCACGGCGUGACAAGAUCGUACCGAUCUUCGAGCAGAUCGUUGCGGGCGUCGAGUACGUACAUCUGAAGGGCCUGAUACACCGUGACCUGAAACCCAGCAACAUUUUCUUUUCGCUCGACGGCAAAAUUAAGAUCGGCGACUUUGGGCUCGUCACCGACUCGGGCGAGCUGCAGUACGACAGUGAAAACAACAUGCCAGCGAUGGGGCGCGAUCGGCACACGCGGCAAGUCGGGACGCAGCUCUACAUGUCGCCGGAGCAACUGCGCGGACUACCGUACGACUACAAGGUCGACAUAUACUCGUUAGGGCUGAUUUUGUUCGAGCUACUCGUCAGCUUCGGCACCGAAAUGGAACGCAUCGGCACACUAAAGUCUGUACGAAAGACCGUUUUUCCGCAUGGCUUUGAGCAGGAAUACCAGUGUGAGUACAAACUCCUGUCGUUGAUGUUGGCCGAUUCGCCAAAGAAGCGACCGACAACAUUCGGCAUCAAGGCGCACCCACCGUUCAAGCGGAUGCUUUCGAAUAAAUCGAGCAACGCGUUGGGCGUUGUUGACGAAACGCUCGUGGUGGAUGGCAGUCCGACGGUCGCAACCAAUGGUGGUUCAUUCGAGUCGGAAGAGGGUGAUGAGUGGCACUUCGAGCUGCCACCGCGUCGAAAGGACAGCCGAACGUACAGUAGCUCCGGAUCGGGCUCCGGCUGUGCAGGUGGAACACCGGCGGCCACCCAGGCCCAACCUAACCCACUCUGGUUGUGAAAAAUCGUGCUAUGCCGUAGUUUAACGGCGUUUACCAUGAUGAUGGUAGUGACGGGCAGUGUCGGAUUGAUGCAAGCUGGUAACAUUGUAUUUACUAAACUAUUUAUGCCGUAUUACGUAUAGAACUAUGCAGAUUCAUGCUGUUGAAGGAGCCGAUGUUGAUUUUGUUAAGUCUUAAUUCGUUCAUUUGUUCCAUUUGUUCGGGGAAUGAAUGAGGUAGCAAAGUGUAGCACACUACGAUAAGUGAUAAAUAAAAUGGACGGAUGUGUAACA